Messenger RNA from Fraxinus pennsylvanica, 1002 nucleotides. The record is from the annotation of a GenBank genome assembly. Lineage: Eukaryota; Viridiplantae; Streptophyta; Magnoliopsida; Lamiales; Oleaceae.
AUGAGAAAACCGGAUAGUUCUGGGAGGAUUAAUAGUGGUGGCUGCGGGGCCAUUAAUUCGGCGGCGAAGCUUAGAAAAGGGUUGUGGUCACCAGAGGAAGAUGAGAAAUUGAUGAAUUAUAUGGUAAGAAAUGGGCAGGGGUGUUGGAGUGAUGUUGCAAGGAAUGCAGGGCUGCAGCGGUGCGGGAAGAGCUGCCGCCUACGGUGGAUCAACUACUUGCGGCCGGAUCUUAAGCGGGGCGCUUUUUCGCCCCAGGAAGAAGAGCUUAUUAUUCAUCUCCAUUCGCUUCUUGGCAAUAGGUGGUCCCAAAUUGCGGCACGUUUGCCUGGACGUACUGAUAAUGAAAUUAAAAAUUUUUGGAAUUCUACAAUAAAGAAGAGACUCAAGAAUAUUUCAUCAUCUUCAUCAAGAUCACCAAAUACGAGUGAUUCAUCAAUGGAUCAGCCAAGAGAUGGCAUUAAUGGACGGUUGAUAUCAAAUCAAGAACACAACAUGAUGGGGGCGUACAUGCACACAUCAUCAUCUUGUUCAGCUUUAUCGUCAUCAACAUGGCAGUUGCCAAACAUGGCCUUAAAUUCCAUGAAUCUUGAUCCUAUGUUGCCUAUUCUUGAUCAGCAGCCGACAUGCAUUGCCGGGUCCUACUUUGGUGCACAACCAUGUAAUGCACAAGGUGGGAUAUUUGGUGGGAACAUUGACUUUGAAGGGCAGUUUAUGGUUCCUCCAUUUGGGAGUGUAAACAAUGAACAGAGUGGCAAAAUGGGAAAUUUAGUUGAAAAGAGUAAUACUAACGUCAUGAAUAAUAUGAAUAGUAUAAUUAACUAUAAUCAAUUCCAUGAUAAUAAUGGUAACAUAAACAACAAAUUAGCAGAAAAUAAUGUGAGAAUUGAGGGUUUGUGUUGGGAAGGAGAUGAACUGAGAAUGGCUAUGGGAGAAUGGGAUUUAGAGGAGUUGAUGAUGAAAGAUGUUUCCUCUUUUCCUUUUCUCGACUAUCAAGCACAGUAA